AUGUCCUCCUCACCAAUAACCACCCGUGCAUACCUACCCCCAGCAUCCUCCCCUUCCCGCUCCUACGACCGCUCUCUAUCCGGAACAUCUUCACCAACCCCCCUCUCGCGCAACCCAGUCUCCCUCCGCAUCUACAAAGUCCUCGGUGCCAACUUCGACGACGACGCCACCAAAGAGGCCCUUACCACCCUCUCCGACCUCUACUCUUCGCCUUCGACGUCAAACGCGGCAAAUGGCACUGCGAAGCCCAAGGUACCUACGAGAAGAGCAAGUGCGUACGUAGACAGUGAAGACGAGGACGAUGAGGACGAGAGUGAUGAAGAUGGUGUUGGUGGGAGGCGCGUCAAUGGGAAUGGGCUCGGAGGUGCGGGGAGAUUGAGUUUCUUCGAAGGUCCACCACCGGGAGAAACGGCCGCGAAAGCUCGUAAGAACUUGAGGAGGGAUAUAGAGCGGAAGUUGGCGGAGGGCAGUCAGAAGUUCUUGAAGGCGUUCGGGGAGGUCAAUGAGAAAUUGGAUGGAUUGCAGGAACACAUCACCGCUAUGCGGACUCAGUGUGGCGAGGCGCAGUCACAGCUACAUUCCACGAAUGAAGCGUGCAAGGUACUUCUGGACCGUGCAGGAAGUCUACGAGAGGAACGACAAUCAAUAGCCACCCGCCAAGCCAUCGUCACCCUCUUCCUCUCCCGCUUCACCCUCUCCGAACCCGAAAUCGAAGCUCUCACUUCAUACGACGUCCCCGUCGGUCCGCGCUUCUUCGCCGCCAUGGACAAGACUAUGAAAAUCAGAGAUGAUUGUAGGGUGUUGAUGAUGGGUGAUGGCGCCGGUGUCGCUGGUCAAGAUAUAAUGGCUGCGACGUCGCAAUACCUCGAAAAAGCGUACGACAAGAUCUUCAAAUGGUUAAGUCUCGAGUUCCGCCAGAUGGGCAAAGACGCGCAAUUGGAGGUCGGGGAGUUGAUGCGGGAGGGCGUGCAGAGACUGAGGAAGAGACAAGAAUUGCUCACCGAGGCCUUCCAAAUCCUUUCGCAGACGCGACAAACGGCCCUCCUGAACGCGUUCCUCACCGCCCUCACGCGCGGCGGUCCUUCAGGUCUUCCGCGUCCUAUCGAACUACACGCACAUGAUCCUUUGAGAUACACAGGCGACAUGUUAGCUUGGGUCCAUCAAGCCAUCGCCGCCGAACACGAAUUCCUCGAAUCCCUCAUCGUCUCUCCCGACCCUCCUUCCUCUGACCCGUCAUCAUCACCACAGCAAUCUGCGUCCAGGCCCGAUAUUAUAGGCCGAAGACCGACAAUAACGGGACGGAUGGUGGGCAGCGUGCGGACGUUUGGAGGGGAGGGGAAAGAUGCCGGGAGGAGGGAGGAGGAGGAGUGGAUGAGGGAGUUGAUGGAUGGGGCUGUUGGGCGGGUUUGUGUGCCACUACGCGCGCGUGUGUUACAGACCGUUAGAGCGCAGGAGAGCAGCAUCGUGGCGUAUAAAGUCGCGAAUCUGUUACAGUUCUAUACGGUCACGAUGAUGCGGACGAUAGGUGAGGAGGCCGUUCUGUCGAGAACUUUGAAGGAGAUCACGGAUGUCUCGUAUAAAGUUUUCUUCGACGCGAUCGAAGCGCAGGGACGCGCUCUCCUUCGAGUCGCACUCGAUCCCUCCGACACAGAUCUAACUCCACCCCCGCCCCUCCUCUCCCACUGUCAAACCCUCCGCGAGAUCCUCUCCGUCUACGAUUCCUCCCUGCUCGGCGACGAAACGCCAACAGAAAAAGAAGAAGGCGUGCGGGGGAUACUGCAGCGGAUGGUCGAGCCCGCGGUAGAGAUGUGUGUAGAGAGCGCGGAGGAGAAGGCGAGGGGUGUGUUGCAGAGGGGACAUGGGAGGGUGAAGAGUAGAGGUGGAGUCGGGAUUGGGAGGGACGGGAUCGGGAUGUUGUCGGGGCAGAGGGAGGGCUGGGAUAAGGAUGUGUUUGUGGUUAAUUGUUUGGUUUAUUUGUUGAACGUGCUUGAGCCGUAUUCGUUUACGGCGGAGAAGAGGAAGUGGUUGGAGGGGAUUGUGGAGGAUAAGGUCCAGGAGCUUAUCCAGCAGGAAUACGACGACAUCCUGCGCGCCACAUCGCUCCAAGACGCCGCCCAAGCCCUCUCGAAACCAUAUAACGAACCCCUCUCACACCACCCCUCCCUCCAACCCUCCUCCCUCUCCACCUCCCUCCACACAUUCUCCUCCUGGCUCUCCUCCCCCUCCGUAACGCACUCCGCCCGGCUCUCCCACCUCACCUCUAAAUCACUACACGCCCAGGUCCCACUGCACGAUCGGAUCCACAGGGCGGCGUUGAGGAAAUUGGGGAGGUUGUAUGGGAGGCUGUGUGAGGAAGUGAGGAGGAGCGAGAAUAGGUACGAGGCGGGGGCGGUGUUGUUGGGUGGGGAGAGGCCGUUUGGACAGGUUGGGUUGUUGUGGCAGAUUUUGGGGGUUGAGGAAGAGGGGGAGGGGGGUGGAGAUGAGGGCGCUAAUAUUGGGGAUCGGAAGGAAGGUGGGAGGGAGAGGAAGGGGAGUGAAGUGGACAGGGGCGAGAAGGCGUGAGGAUGGGGGUGCGAUACCCAGGCAGGAGUCAUAUAGUUA
Stereum hirsutum FP-91666 SS1 is the source of this 2601-nucleotide messenger RNA. RefSeq names its product COG6-domain-containing protein. Gene Ontology annotation, cellular component: COG complex. Gene Ontology annotation, biological process: intra-Golgi vesicle-mediated transport. NCBI's taxonomy places the organism in Eukaryota, Fungi, Basidiomycota, Agaricomycetes, Russulales, Stereaceae. Bases 1 to 2562 code for a protein of 853 amino acids. The transcript has 12 exons. The record is from RefSeq and is a predicted model, not a curated record.